AUGAAUGUCGCAAAAAGCCGCAAACUAAAGAACCAAUGCAUUGUGGAGCUGGAGUGCACGGAAGAUUCGGAGCCAUUCCAGAAAAGGGUGGUCUCAUUCUACACUGGCACCGAAGCACUGGUUAGCCGGUUGGACCGGAAGCCACCGAUCAAUAAGGACAAGACUCUGUAUUUCAGUAACCGAGUCGUUUCCCGAAAGCAUGCUGCUCUGUUUUAUCUAGAGGGCAAGUUCUAUCUGAAAGAUUUAGGAAGCCGUAAUGGAUCGUACCUUAACGGCGAACUCAUUGGCUGUGCGGAGAGUGAAGUGCAACCAACCGAAGCACGAGAGAUCAAAUCUGGUGACGUGGUUCGAUUCGGAAUACCUCGCACAACCGUCACCUCCGGAGAACUUUACAAACCCAUCGAAGGACGGCUGACACUUACUGCGCCAAAUGAUUUAAGGGAGAGAAAGAGUGCCGGACCCAUGAAAUGUUUCACCCCCUUCGAAGGACAUCUGGAGCACGCUGAAUUGCCGAACGUUUCGAAUGAGGCUCCUGUAACGACGGAAGAAGAGCCCAAAAUAGUAAACUCACCCAAGAACGCCCCGAAAAGCCUUACCCAUCAGGGGACUGAAACGGAAACGGUCAAAUCAAGUGAUAGUGAGACACAAACGACCGACGAUAACGAUGCCAACAACUUGAAAAGCCACCAGAAACUACUGGCGCAACGCUGUUCGUUUCUGCAAACAAUCAUUCUCUGUAUGCUGAUCAUAGUGGCCUACCAGUUUCAUCUGUUGUUCUUUUCCAUUGAUUGA
Messenger RNA from Anopheles bellator, 792 nucleotides. RefSeq lists its product as uncharacterized. NCBI's taxonomy places the organism in Eukaryota, Metazoa, Arthropoda, Insecta, Diptera, Culicidae. The transcript is spliced from 3 exons. Gene Ontology annotation, molecular function: protein binding. The record is from RefSeq and is a predicted model, not a curated record. The coding region runs from base 1 to 792 and encodes 263 amino acids.